Paramacrobiotus metropolitanus is the source of this 1083-nucleotide messenger RNA. RefSeq lists its product as uncharacterized. Bases 247 to 762 code for a protein of 171 amino acids. The record is from RefSeq and is a predicted model, not a curated record. The transcript has 6 exons. Lineage: Eukaryota; Metazoa; Tardigrada; Eutardigrada; Parachela; Macrobiotidae.
UGUCUGUAUCUUCAUUUUUUGUCAGCCCAACUGAUUGUUGUCCUUCCACUUUUACUUUCACGUAAUCCCGACUGAUUCAGACGGACGGGUUAAAUUCUAUCGUAUCAGCUUGUUUUAUCACUGAUUAUUUAUAUUUUAUAAGCAUCCUGCACGUCCAUAGAGCGGUCCUGUUGAGGGAAGUUUUAAGUAUUUCCUCCAAAUUCUAUCGUCAACGGAUAAUUGCAUUUAUUAUCAGGAACGCGUAGAAUGCAGUUCCGCUUCUUCCCUGUUGCAUGCUGUUCCUGUCUUGCAAUGGCGUCGCUGAUGGGAUUUUCCGUGGGAUCGCUCUGGACCGAUCAGGGAUUUGAUAGCUCGCCGAUGACAAUGGAGGCGUUCGCACUGUCUCGAGCCUUGUUGCAGCUGGACGACUGGGAGUGGUCUGUGGACAGCUACAAUCGCAGCGAUCGCGUGUCCUUUUCACUGUGGGAUCUGCCUUCCUUUGAUUCAUUAGAACUUUCCAUGCCGACAGAGAAAAGAUGCCCGUCAAGCCAGCAUGCGAAGUCCUUCUCAAGACAACAUACUGUGGCUUUUUAUCCCGUUAUCUUUGACGAUAUGUUUUCCAUUGAUAAGCGCGGGAACACGCUCCAUUACGUCGAUGAUAAAUCAUCGGUCGCCCGCAGUGCCUAUGACAUUUUCCCUUCCCUUCGCCGUCUAUCGUCCACCGUGGUCCGAUCGAUGAAGUACGCCUUACCUUUUGGAAUCAGCAUCGUGACCUCGUCCUAGGCGCACGACGCAAACGGGAACCAGUCGUUUCUUUCUUUUCGUUGAUCUGUGAUUUACCCAUGGCCGCUUUGUUUAUUCGCUACCCAAGCAUGCUUUGCCUAGAUUUUGUUUUUGGAAAUUCCUGUAGAUAGUACUUUUUAAGUUUCAAUCUUUUUAAAAGUUUUCAUUGAUCACUUUUUCAUCGCAUAUGAGACGCACUGUGCAAAUGCAGUUGGAUCUCGGUUGAAUUAUACUGCAGUGUUUUAAACCGCGGAGCCUUUCCUGUUCUGGGCUUAAAGUUUUACCAAAGAGAAACCUUGUGCUCAUUAAAAUAAAUGAACA